Messenger RNA from Toxorhynchites rutilus septentrionalis, 3716 nucleotides. RefSeq names its product mucin-2 (gene zld). The transcript has a single exon. Bases 533 to 3505 code for a protein of 990 amino acids. The record is from RefSeq and is a predicted model, not a curated record. Lineage: Eukaryota; Metazoa; Arthropoda; Insecta; Diptera; Culicidae.
UUGUUGAGCCGUUGGGUUCUAUUUGUUCCGAGGCUAUAUUUAGGUUUCAUUUGACAACGCAUCCUCGACCGAAGCAAACGUGAAUUAGUUUCCUUUCCGUUUCCUCCAGAAAACCCACUCAGGGCUUUAGCGACACAGUAGAAAUCUGAUGGUGAAGAUCGUUUGAACAUUGUGCCAAAAACCAUUGCUAAUAAUGUUGUGCUGUAAUUGUUCUUACAGUAAUGAUGGUGUAAUAGGAAGAAUAGUUUUCCAUUCUGUGUGAAUCGAGUUGGAGAAGAGCUGUUGUUUUUGUUUGUUCUGUUUAAUUGUUUCGGAUAUUUUUUUGGUUUGUUUGGUUCGACAAUUAUUAAGUCUGUGAACUCUGGUAAACCGGAAAACCCAAUCCAAAACUGAAGUAACAAUUUGAGUGAUGAGAACGUCUGGCUAGAAACAAAGUGUUUGUGCAUACGGUUACAUUUUGUGUCAACAAUCAGCGAGGACUAAAAACUGAACAAAUUAAUGCAAGUGUAUUGUGCAGCGGGUCUGUUAAGUGAUGGCCAGUAAUGGGGGAACUCUACAUGGGGUUCCCCAAUCGCAGCAGAGCCUAGGUGGUCAUCACAACUGCUCUCACUGCGGUUUGUUUUUCGAGAGUUCAUCGUCGCUACAGGUGCAUAUGCAUUAUCACCAUGAGACAAUGAAUCGUUGGGGUCCAUCAUCAACGGGAAGUGUACCCAGUUCGACGACUUCAUCUACGCCGACUUCUGACUCAGAAAAUAACAAUCAACCGCCACUGAAGGCACAGAUAAAAUCGAGUUCACCACACCAAACUAUUGCCGCCGCCGCGGAUUCAAGUGAUAACCAACCAUCUACUCCGCAGCCGCCUGCACUACCUGAGCCAGGUACGCCACAGAGUUAUACAGGUGGUGCCUCACCAUAUCAACAGACCGCAACUAUUAUCGCUCCACCAGAGAUGCACUACCCUACCUAUGUUCACGGAUACGAUCCAUACUACCACCCGGCAAGUAUCGAGUAUGGCAAUCCGCUUCCACCUCCCCAUCUCACCCAAUCACACCCAGAGUACAAAGCAGUGCCUUCAGCGAGAUAUCACCCCUAUAACAAUAACAAUCACAGCAAUGGAAAUCACAACAGCAGUGUUUCGAUUGUGAAUUCCAACAGAAGUGCAUCGAAUAGUGCAGUUCCGCUCAAUAAUGCAGGUUUGAGUCCGCAAGUGGUUAGUUCUUCUAGCAAUUCUCAUAACCCCUCCACACAAACAGCCACCACCGUAGCGACAUCGACGACGACGUCGUCGCCACAGCACACAAGUGCUCAUAUCCCACCAACACCAUCGCCGUCUCCAAUUCAAUGCGAAAAGUGUGGAUUAGUUUGCGAUUCAGACGAAGUGCUGAGCGAGCAUGAUGCGUCGGUACAUCAAAACCAAUCCCAGCAGCAGAGUGUCUCCUCGCAUUCAUCUGAAGGUAAUAAUAUGAAUAGCAGUGACACAGACAUGCAGGGUGGUUAUCCGUAUGGCAAUAAUCCUCCGCCGUUCAUCAAGGAAGAGCCUCCAGCAUCCGAUAUUUUAGACCUCGACUCGCAGAAAAUGGUUUACCCGCCGGAACCAGUACUUCCACCGAUGAAUUCGCUGCAUUCACUACAAUCGAUGCAACGUCACCCAAUGAUGUGGCCCCAUGACCCUCAUAAUUUCAUUCCACCCCAUCCGCCGCACGAAUUAAAGGUCCCAUAUUAUCACCCUCAAAUUAAAUCGGAAUAUUCAACCACACCCUCGAUGAAGGGCGACUAUCCGCAGCACGCUGCAAUGCACGUUAAACCUGAGUAUUCGUCAAUUGUGGCUCCGGCUCCAAUAAAAAAUGAGUAUAAUAUACCACCGACGGGACCGCCGGCGGUAUCACAGCCGAAUCAAUCGGCGAAACCUUUUGCAGAAGAAAUUAAUGAAAACAAUCCAAUGACAACGAGUCCUUCUGAUUUUCCUAGCACGACAACUCAGGAAAAUAGUUCCCAAUACCGCAAUUUCGAACCGCCGACUUCCUCGUUGCCAAACAGUGCGUUACCAUCGAAGGGGACCGCGUGGAAAUCGAACGAAGCUAGACGUCCGAAAACCUAUAACUGCACGGCAUGCAACAAAUGGUUUACGAGCUCGGGACAUCUGAAAAGACACUACAACACGACACUGCACAAGAAUGCCGUCAAGUCAAGUGGUCAGCCAGAUCCGGCGACCCUACCCAUCAGUGUUCACCAUCAUCCUGGACGUGACCCUAAUUAUGCGAACAAGGGAAGGAGAGGAACGGCUGCACAAAUCCAACAACCGAUACAACAACCGGUUCCUCCGCCAGACCCUCCCAGGAGCCCUGAUUACGGUUCCCAGUAUAAUCAAUCGGGGUUUACAACACCUGUCGCUCAUCAGUUAACCUCGAACCAGGGGUUCCACCAGUACAAUACCAAUCUUCAAAAUACUUCUUCAACGGUUCCCCCAAACGGGGUAGCAGGUCCCUCCGUCCAAGCCUCCCUACCGAGGGGCCUGCAGAUCUUCUCGAACAGCAGCAUGGAAACGCUGCAGCAGCAGGAGCAAACGGAACAAAUGUCUACUAUCACCACCACCACCAGCAUCCCAUCGCCGCUGCACAGUCAGCUGCACAUCAAUACAACGGAGCAAUACCACACCACCAACCAUUCAACUAUCAACACCAUUCCAUCAUUCCAAACCAUCCUGCCGGAGGCACCGAGCUAUCACCAUAUUAUUGGUAAUCAAAGCAUAUCAGCUGGCGACGAAGCAGUCUCAGGUAAUCAAUACUAUUCCGUGAAUGGCUACGAAGUAAUGGUAGUUGAAGCGACGGCCAUGGUAUCUUCCGUAACUCCGGGAGUCCCUCGGUACUCGGGGGGCGCCGAAAUGUAUCAAGCCGAUACGGCGCCCCCCUUUUCACCUAAUGUACCGGAGCAAUAUCAGCAAACUGACUCGCUCUAUAACGAACUACCGGCGCCGACCCCUCAACAGGCCACAACGGUACCUCUACUAUCACCAGCACAGUGUUCGCCAAGGGUUACUUCAACAGGUACAAUUCCGCCGGCGGAAACUCGCUCAAAUGAAAUCCAUCGCUGCGAAGAGUGCGACAAGGUAUUCAACAAGGCCUGCUACCUCACUCAGCACAAUAAAACAUUCCAUUCCGGGGAUAAGCCGUUCAAGUGCCAACGCUGUGGCAAACGUUUUCCCUGUGAUCAAUCACACGAGGAACAUCUUGCGAAACAUGGUGGAGAAAAACCAUUCAAAUGUGAGCUCUGUCCAAAGCAAUUUAACCACAAGACCGACCUUCGCCGCCACAUGUGUCUACACAGCGGCACUAAGCCAUAUGCGUGUGCUCAAUGUGGAAAGGGAUUCAUUCGUAAGGAUCAUAUGCUGAAACACAGCUACAUUCACAGGAAGAAAAAUGGCAACAGUUCGAAGAAGGCAGCUGCGGGUAAACAGCACGAAACUCAGGAUACUCUCAACAAAUAUGCUGUUGUGCAAGAUGAAUGACAUUGGUCCAACAUCCGUUGUCUAACUCCGGAACCAUGAACGCAUCAACGUGACAACGGACAAUAGGCGAAGGAUUCGGCGCUCCUAAUGGUAAAGUUUAUAAUUCUUGGUAUAUUAAGUUUUGUUCCGAAUCACAUACGCAAAGUUUUUGUUCAUUCAUUUUUUUGUGCAUCAUGAGAAACGAAGUUACCUAUAUGACACACUUAUUUUA